Messenger RNA from Cokeromyces recurvatus, 162 nucleotides. RefSeq lists its product as uncharacterized. The transcript has a single exon. NCBI's taxonomy places the organism in Eukaryota, Fungi, Mucoromycota, Mucoromycetes, Mucorales, Mucoraceae. The record is from RefSeq and is a predicted model, not a curated record. Gene Ontology annotation, molecular function: RNA polymerase II cis-regulatory region sequence-specific DNA binding; DNA-binding transcription factor activity, RNA polymerase II-specific. The annotation marks the transcript as partial. Gene Ontology annotation, biological process: regulation of transcription by RNA polymerase II.
ACUGAACAACGUCCAUUUUCAUGUACUUUCUGUCAUCGUUCUUUUACACGUAAACAUGAUUUACAAAGACAUAUUCGUGUUCAUACAGGUGAUAAACCUUAUGAUUGUCCUUGCUGCCAAAAGGCCUUUUCACGCACAGAUGCUCUUAAACGCCAUUUACGU